CUCGCCGUGUCGACACUUCCGCUUCCGUUGCCGCGGCCGGAAGCGCUGUUCGCCGCCGCCGCCAUGGCCUCAAGGUUACUGCGGGUGAGCGCGGCUCUGCGGCUGUUGCCCGCCGCCUCCGCCCGCGCCCCGCCCGCCCGCCGCCUCGCCGUGCCCGGCGGCCUCGCCAGCGACGAGGAGCAGGCGACGGGGCUGGAGCGGAAGGUGCUGGAGGCCAUGAACAAGGGACUGGACCCCUACAGCAUCCUCCGGCCGAAGCGCUACGCGGGGACCAAGGAGGACCCCAACCUCGUCCCCUCCAUCAACAACAAGCGCAUCGUGGGCUGCGUCUGCGAAGAGGACAACAGCUGCGUAGUCUGGUUCUGGCUGCACCAGGGGGAGGCCCAGCGCUGCCCCUCCUGUGGCGCCCACUACAAGCUCAUCCCCCACGAGUUGCCCCACUGAGGGGGCGGGGGGGGCCGGGACUGCGCUGACCCCCCAGCACCCACCGGGGGUCCCGCCGACACCCCCCAGCACCCCCUGGGCCGAGCUGAGCCACCCCCCCUCGCCCCGCUGUGUGUGUCCCCUAUAAAGAGUUUGUGUGUGGA
Grus americana (Whooping crane) is the source of this 587-nucleotide messenger RNA. RefSeq names its product cytochrome c oxidase subunit 5B, mitochondrial. Bases 64 to 444 code for a protein of 126 amino acids. The record is from RefSeq and is a predicted model, not a curated record. Gene Ontology annotation, cellular component: mitochondrial envelope. Lineage: Eukaryota; Metazoa; Chordata; Aves; Gruiformes; Gruidae. The transcript is spliced from 4 exons. Gene Ontology annotation, biological process: mitochondrial electron transport, cytochrome c to oxygen.